This is a messenger RNA of Aspergillus aculeatus ATCC 16872, 804 nucleotides long. Its product is annotated as SDR family NAD(P)-dependent oxidoreductase. Gene Ontology annotation, molecular function: oxidoreductase activity, acting on the CH-OH group of donors, NAD or NADP as acceptor. The coding region runs from base 1 to 804 and encodes 267 amino acids. NCBI's taxonomy places the organism in Eukaryota, Fungi, Ascomycota, Eurotiomycetes, Eurotiales, Aspergillaceae. The record is from RefSeq and is a predicted model, not a curated record. The transcript has 4 exons.
AUGCCGCUUCCACAGCUCCUAAUUGGCAAAGUGGCCGCCAUCACAGGUGGUUUGACCGGUAUUGGCAGAGCCAUUGCCCUCGACUAUCUUCGCCACGGCGCCAAGGUAGCCGUCAACCACCUCGGCGGCCCGAACGAUGAGCCACUCCUCGAGGCGCUGCGCAAGGACGUGUCCGAGGUGACCGGAGACGAGGAGACCAGGUUCAUUACCGUUGCGGGGGAUAUCUCCCAGCCCGAGACGGGGCGCGAGUUUGUCGCCAAGACGGUAGAAGCAUUCGGACGACUGGAUGUGUUUGUGAGCAAUGCGGGCGUGUGCAAGUUCGAAGAAUUCCUGGAGGUCGACCCUCCCCUCCUCGGCCACACCUUCAACACCAACCUCUCCGGGGCAUUUUACGCCGUCCAGGCGGCCGCGCGACAGAUGGCGCUCGCCCAGUCGCCCCCCGGCGGCUCGAUCAUCGGCAUCAGCUCCAUCUCGGCGCUGGUCGGCGGAGGGCAGCAGACCCAUUACACGCCCACCAAGGCAGGCGUGCUCAGUCUCAUGCAGUCGACGGCCGUGGCGCUGGGCAAGUAUGGCAUCCGCUGCAAUGCGCUGCUGCCCGGGACCAUCCGCACGCAGCUGAACGACGAGGAUAUGAGCGACCCCGCGAAGCGGACAUACAUGGAAGGCAGAAUCCCGCUGGGACGACUGGGUCAGCCGCGGGAUCUGGCGGGCCCCGCUGUGUUUCUGGCGUGCGAGGAAUUGAGUGGCUAUGUGACCGGUGCGCAGCUACUCGUAGAUGGUGGAUUGUUUGUGAAUCUUCAAUAG